GCAUGCUCGGUGCCGGCGGUCCGGGUUCGUAUUCGCCCCGUUGCGCUGCCAGCCCGCUGCUGCUGUCAGACGGGGAGCUACCGCACCGCACCGCACCGCACCGCACCGCACCGCACCGCACCACACCACUUCACUUUCCCAUGGGCAGCCGGGCGGCGGACGGCGCAGGGAGCCACCGGCCCGCAGAAGAUGGCAUGCCAGAAGCACUUGGUGAGGAAUCAAGAAGGUUUACCAGAGAACAGAUCUUUACAAUGUCCGCAACAGCUUCUAUAAACUUCUGUUCAAUGAUAUGCUAUUCAAUCCUGGGACCUUUUUUCCCUUCAGAGGCAGAAAAAAAGGGUGUCAGUAACACCGUUGUUGGACAGAUUUUUGGAUGUUUUGCUUUGACCAAUUUCUUGUCUUCUUUAAUCUUGGGAAAUUAUAUUACGCAUAUUGGGGCAAAAUUCAUGUUUGUGGCAGGGAUGUUUCUUUCAGGAUGUGUGACCAUUCUGUUUGGAUUGCUGGACAAGGUACCAAGUGGACCAAUGUUCAUAGGUUUCUGCUUUUUAGUAAGAUCCGUUGAUGCAGUGGGUUAUGCAGCAGCAAUGACAGCAUCAUUUUCAAUCCUUGCAAAGGCAUUUCCCAGUAAUAUAGCUACUGUCCUGGGCAGCCUUGAAAUUUUUACAGGACUUGGACUGGUGCUGGGCCCACCUUUAGGUGGCUUUUUAUAUCAAUCAUUUGGUUACGAGGUCCCUUUCAUUACACUGGGAUGCAUAGUGUUGGUCUUGACACCUGUGAAUAUGUAUGUAUUACCAAAAUAUGAUUCAGUCCCUAGCAAGGACUCCUUUCGGAAGCUCAUUCUUCUGCCAAAAGUCUUACUACUCUGUUUUACUAUAUUUUCACUAAGUGCAUGCUUAGGCUUUUUGGAUCCCACAAUGUCUCUAUUUGUCCUAAAGAAGUUCAAACUCUCAGCUGGUUAUGUGGGCUUGGUAUUCCUUGGUUUGGCACUUUCAUAUUCCCUGUCCUCUCCGCUCCUCGGACUCCUAAGUGACAAACGGCCAUACCUCAGAAAGUGGCUGUUGGUAUCUGGAGGCUUCAUGUCAGCACUGUGGUUUUUCAUGUUAGGACCUGCACCUGUUCUGCACAUUGAAAGUCAGCUGUGGAUGUUUGUGCUAAUGCUGGUUUUGAUUGGCCUUUCCCUUGGUAUGAGCAUUAUCCCAGUGUUUCCAGAGAUGCUGCACUGUGCGUAUGAGAAUGGAUUUGAAGAAGGUCUGAGUCUUCUGGGAUUGGUGUCUGGACUCUUCAAUGCCACGUGGUCCCUUGGGGCAUUUGCAGGCCCCACUCUAGGAGGAUUUCUAAAUGAAAAGCUGGGUUUUGAAUGGGCCUCAGCUCUUCAAGGAGGAUGGGUACUGCUAAGUGGUCUUGCAAUUGGAAUAUUCUAUAUCACUGAGGCAACAAGGAGAAGCGGUUCCAGUUCCAGCCUACAAAAUCCUCCCGGUAGUAAUGAAGAAAGAACUUACCUAUUGGGCAGUGAAACAUAGCCAGACAUACCUUCAAUUUUCUGUUUACUAUUGUGGUUUAACCUAGUCUUGAGAUGAGUGGACUUAACAGUGUUUCAUUAUUCUGCAUCUGGGAUACAUGAUCCCUUAGUGAAUAACCAAUUGUGGCUUAGUUGUAACUGCAUUACUGUUUUGAAACACUAAACACUGACUGUCUUUAUUUUGGAAGUCCUCACACAGAUUGGCUGAAGUGAUGAGUAACCCUCAGAUGUCAGCACAUUUAUUUGUAUUCCAAAUACAGUGCACCACUGUAUGUGGAGAGAAGUGAUUUGAAAUGUCUGGUUUCUAUACUUCAGCCUGCUGUGCAUUAUCCUUGGGUAAAGCUACUCUUUUGCUACCAUGAUUUCCUGUAUUUUUUAAAAGAAAGUUAAUUAUCUUUUAAUACUUUAACCGAUAACAUAAAAUAUUUUAUGACAAUAUUCAAUGACAAAGCAUUAACCCAAAUAUUGCUUUCAAUAACAUAAAACAUUGAAACCAAGUUUGAAAUGAUAAAGCAUUAAGCACAACAUUGCGUUCAACAAAGCAACUUUUUUUCCCUAAGUUUUGUGAAUUUUCCUAGACAACAAGAGUCUAGAAGAUUUUGUGUCUAUCAGCACUUUUAUUGUCUUGAAAGUGCCUGAAGAUGGAAGGCAAAGAUGAUGAAAAGAAGACUUAGCAUCUCCACACAGAACUAACUGAUCUAAAGUCCUGGAAGAGACUUGGCAUCUUGUGUGUAUGUCUGUAUACAUAUAUGCACAGAUGUAUGUGUGUUUGUAGUACAUACAUCUGUGAGAUCCAUUUUAAUAAUAAAUGCCAGCUGGAGUGUUUGUA
Colius striatus (speckled mousebird) is the source of this 2348-nucleotide messenger RNA. RefSeq names its product solute carrier family 18 member B1 (gene SLC18B1). Bases 3 to 1520 code for a protein of 505 amino acids. Gene Ontology annotation, molecular function: transmembrane transporter activity. Lineage: Eukaryota; Metazoa; Chordata; Aves; Coliiformes; Coliidae. Gene Ontology annotation, biological process: transmembrane transport. The record is from RefSeq and is a predicted model, not a curated record. The transcript is spliced from 14 exons.